UGAAACCUCAGCUACAAAUACAAUAAUCACCAUGCGAACUUCACCAAACAUUAUCGUCACGGGGACGCCCGGCGUUGGAAAGACGACUCAUUGCGAGAGUCUGGCGGAAAGAACUGGUCUUCGUCACCUUUCUGUCAACCAAGUGGUCAAGGACAAGGAGUGCCAUGAGGGAUGGAGUGAUGAGUAUCACAGCUGGAUCGUUGACGAGGAUAAGCUGUUGGAUGCUAUCGAGGAUGAUGUCAAGGCUGGUGGUUGCAUCAUCGACUGGCACGCUUGCGAUCUUUUCCCCAAGAGCUGGAUCGAUCUGGUCGUGGUACUCCGAGUCGACUCUUCGACGCUUUAUGAUCGUCUCAAGGCGAGAAACUACCCCGAGUCUAAGCUCCAGGAAAACCUCGACUCUGAGAUUAUGGAGGUGCUGCUACAGGAGGCGCACGAGGCCUUUGAUGAGGAGAUUGUCAUUGAGUUGACGAGCAACACUUCUGAUGAGAUGGAGACCAAUGUUGAUCGCAUCGAGGCUUGGACGAAGCAGUGGAAGAAGGACAACAGCGAGCAAUGACAUCGGACUACAGAGGAAGCUACUUGUGACAAUUUAAUGGGCAGCUUGGGAGGUUAAAGAUGAUUUUGCACUGGAUGGACUUGAAGGGGACUCGGUUGGUGAAAAUAGAUUUUUAGAUGCAAGCCCUGGAACAGGCGAUGAAUCUCUCUAA
Fusarium vanettenii 77-13-4 is the source of this 707-nucleotide messenger RNA. RefSeq lists its product as uncharacterized. The record is from RefSeq and is a predicted model, not a curated record. The transcript is spliced from 3 exons. Gene Ontology annotation, molecular function: ATP hydrolysis activity; AMP kinase activity; ATP binding. Gene Ontology annotation, cellular component: nucleus; cytoplasm. Bases 32 to 556 code for a protein of 174 amino acids. NCBI's taxonomy places the organism in Eukaryota, Fungi, Ascomycota, Sordariomycetes, Hypocreales, Nectriaceae.